AUGAACCUCGCGGGUAGAGACGCUCUGGGUCAUAUGACUCCUCCGUCUGAUGCCGCUGUCAGAGCCACCGGGCCGCCACUUACACAUGUGUGGAAGAACGUGUCAGAGAAACAUCGCAACACGGCGCUGGCGCUGAACAUGGAGGAUCCGUGCAUCAUCUGUCACGAGGACAUGAGUCCAGAGGAAGUGUGUGUCCUGGAGUGCCGCCACAGCUUCCACAGAGAGUGUAUAAAGUCGUGGCUGAAGGAGCAGAGCACGUGUCCCACCUGUCGAGAGCACGCGCUGUUACCGGAGGACUUUCCCAUGCUGCCCGGCAGACACCGCAGGAGCCACACGCCCGCCGCCGCCUUUAACUGACCCACUGUAUGUUCAUCUGCACCAGUCUUAUCUUCAUAAUCACACACUCA
Molecule: messenger RNA, 407 nt
Organism: Sinocyclocheilus grahami
Lineage: Eukaryota; Metazoa; Chordata; Actinopteri; Cypriniformes; Cyprinidae
Product: E3 ubiquitin-protein ligase DZIP3-like
Exons: 3
Coding region: 1-357 (118 amino acids)
Source: RefSeq, a predicted model, not a curated record